Daphnia carinata is the source of this 1500-nucleotide messenger RNA. Its product is annotated as zinc finger protein 91-like. Bases 14 to 1099 code for a protein of 361 amino acids. The record is from RefSeq and is a predicted model, not a curated record. NCBI's taxonomy places the organism in Eukaryota, Metazoa, Arthropoda, Branchiopoda, Diplostraca, Daphniidae. The transcript is spliced from 5 exons.
GCAAAAAGAAAGGAUGAGUAGGAAGGGAGCAGCCGACGAGUGGUGUGGCAUCCGUUUUACCAGUGAAAAUUCUUCGGGACUACACAUGGCUACCUAUAAUGACCAUAGAUUGAAAUGCGCAAAGUGCGACAACAGUUUUAGUACACCAUCUAGUUUACAAAAACAUCAAGUACUCCAUUUUGGUAAGGAGUUCGUCUGCAACAUGUGUAAUUUUGCGACAUUGCACAGAGGUAAUCUGAAACGGCACAUCCGGUUGCAUGAACGCGAAGAUAGUCAUUCGUUAACCAAAAAUGAAUUGAUACAUCACGGUCAUUGGACUAAGACCCACAAGAAAACAGAAAAAACCUUCAUCUACAAACCGCGUAGUUCAGGCAGUAAAACAUCUGGAUUAACGAACAUUGAAUUCCAUGAUGACGAUGACUUUAUCGAAGAACAUCAACGCAAAAAGUGCAACGAAAAGCAUCAGACAACUAUAGAUUAUAGAGUUUCUCAUACCGUUAAAAAUCAUAAUGGAGACAAGUCUGGUAACUGCCUCAAAAAAGAGAAAUCUCUAACUACCUUCAGGGCAAACAAAGUUAAAAAAAGUGGAGUUGAAAAACCGCUUUUGAAUUCAUCGUCGUUUGGUCAACAAAAAUGCACCCGACUGGUGGCCGGUCACGCACGUCAGGUCAACAAGAAAUUGAAUGCAGUACAGGAUGAAGCCCGAAAAAUAAAAUCUCAAAGUUCGAUGCUAACGUCCGUUCCUGCAUUACUUCCUCUACUCGAACGCUUGCUAGAAUUGUCCGCUUGCAUCGCAAAAAAAAUUCCUAAAGCAAUUAAGAAGGAAGUUCGUUUGCAAUACGCAGAGUGCCUGGAAUAUCUAUUGCACACCAUCAAGAUGGUUAUUGUUCGCUGGGAAGAUUUGAUUGGCCUGAUGUAUCGUGACACGUCGCUCAACGCCAUCCAGUACGCCUACGGAACACUCCCCAUUUUUACAAACUGGGAAAAGAAUGAACACCUUCAAAUGUUGGAAAAUAUCCUUCUGUUGAUUCUCAACACAGUAAAAAACAAGCAGUGUCCACCAGUCAUCGGAUCUGACGUUAACCAGAAUCUGGGGUAAAAUGUCCACAUCUAGUCAUUUCGAUUGGACAGGCACGUAGAAAUUCAACGUAUUGAGAAUUACGCGAAAACGUUUAAUCAACGUACAGUGAAACGCAAAUGUUUUAAAGGAUAAUAAUGGUGUACUACCGCUCCGUGUUCCGUUAUAGAGGAGGAUGCGACAUGUGGUGCACGCAUGGUUACAUUCAGAAUCAUGCCAUCACCGUCUCAUGUUAGUUGGUACCAGGAAAAUGAAAAAGUUUUAUAUCUUGCCGAUAUAACGUAACUCUUAAAUACUGUGGGAUGCUUCUCUUCCUGUUUUUUUCGCGUUAAACUUUAUGUAUCUAAAUUCCAUGCAACAUGGCCAACCUAAGCGAACAGAACCAACUAUUCUUCUGUUUGGUUAUUUUAUUAUUAUCAACC